AUGAACUCACUUCUUCAAAACUCCAUACAAACUUCAUGUUCACUCAGUGACUCGUCACUCACCCAAUUCUUUCCCGAUCCCGCACAGUUUGAGCCUGCCAAAACCUUCAAACCAUUGUCUCGGUGGGCCCUGAUAAAAAUUGGCACUCUCGAAGCAAGACUCGAAAAUCUUCAACAGCGACUAAACAAGUCCCGGCAUUCACUUCCACCUCGUCUGGUUGUCCUCUUAGCUUCUCGGGUCUUUGGUUACAACGGCUGGAGCUCUCGUGUUUGCAAUUGUGCCGUGACAAAUAUUUCUGGAGAAGCUGAAAAAUACACUGUAUCGCACACGGCUGAAGUCGAAGUGAUACUUUCUGACGGCACAAAAUCUAGAGCAAAUGGUUACGGAAAAGCCACCAAUUUACCAAAGGCAAGAGCGUACAACAAGAGCAUCAAGGAGGCAACGACUCAGGCGACAAUGAGAGCUAUAUUGGGGUUGGUGGUGGUGAUGGAGGAAGCCGAUAAACGAUAG
Messenger RNA from Meyerozyma guilliermondii ATCC 6260, 510 nucleotides. RefSeq names its product Rad59p (gene RAD59). Gene Ontology annotation, cellular component: nucleus. The transcript has a single exon. Lineage: Eukaryota; Fungi; Ascomycota; Pichiomycetes; Serinales; Debaryomycetaceae. Gene Ontology annotation, biological process: mitotic recombination; double-strand break repair via single-strand annealing; double-strand break repair via homologous recombination. The record is from RefSeq and is a predicted model, not a curated record. Bases 1 to 510 code for a protein of 169 amino acids.